This is a messenger RNA of Tupaia belangeri chinensis (Chinese tree shrew), 1408 nucleotides long. RefSeq names its product LIM domain only 2 (gene LMO2). The coding region runs from base 539 to 1267 and encodes 242 amino acids. Gene Ontology annotation, cellular component: nucleus. The transcript has 2 exons. NCBI's taxonomy places the organism in Eukaryota, Metazoa, Chordata, Mammalia, Scandentia, Tupaiidae. Gene Ontology annotation, molecular function: transcription coactivator activity; DNA-binding transcription factor binding. The record is from RefSeq and is a predicted model, not a curated record. Gene Ontology annotation, biological process: positive regulation of transcription by RNA polymerase II.
CAGGACUUGAACCGUGGUCAGCCGCGUGCGAGUCCAGCACCUUAACCACCGUCCUGACGGAAUUUUUAUAUUGGAAAAACCUACUUUGGGGUCGUCCUCUUCUUUUGUCCUCGCCUGUGCUUGGUGCAGCCGGGAGGGCUGAGGUGGGACCACGCAGAGACCCUGCAGGGAAGCCGCAGAGGUCAGCCUCUGGCCAGUUGGCUGCCUGGCAGCGAGCAGUCCUUCAGGGCCGAGUGCUUCCUCUGGGAGUGGCAGUGCCUUUGGGUCCUUGCAUGGAGAAGGGGCAGGAGGGACAUAUGAGGACAGGAGAGCAGGCAGGAGCAGGUGCCCAAGACUACGGGGCUGUGGCAGGCCCGCCUCUGGGCGCCCACAUGACUGCUCGCAGGGCCGAGGGAGCAGUCACCUGGCACCUAUCUGCACCCGAGGCUGGCCGAUCUCCCUGCCAUCCAGUCUAGGGACGUCCCUUCGCCUAGGGUCCCCAGGCCAUCAGGCAAGGUUCCUCUGGCCCGGAGCAGUCCUGACCUGGGCGAUAGUCACCAUGGCGAGGUCGUCCCUAAUGCUUGGCCUCCUCCCCAGGGAGCCAGUGGACGAGGUGCUGCAGAUCCCCCCAUCCCUGCUGACAUGUGGCGGCUGCCAGCAGAGCAUCGGGGACCGCUACUUCCUGAAGGCCAUCGACCAGUACUGGCACGAGGACUGCCUCAGCUGCGACCUCUGCGGCUGCCGGCUGGGCGAGGGGGGCCGGCGUCUCUACUACAAGUUGGGCCGGAAGCUCUGCCGGAGGGACUACCUCAGGCUGACGACAGGCCCUCCCCCGAGGGAGUGGCGAAGACGGAGGGCCGUGGGGCUCCGGGCUGGCUGUGCAGGUCUCCGAAGGCUGCCCUGGUCCAUUUCCCUAGUGCUUUAUCUUCAAGUAUUCUCCAGCUGCCGAACCAGGCGAUGGAAAAGUGAGAAGGAUCCCCAACACCGCGAGUCCAAGAGUGAGGCGGUCUCUGCUCCGUGUCACGCUCUGGUCGUGAGAAUUGUCUGGCACUCCGCGAGUGCCUCUGCCUGGAAUGGGCUGGCAUUUCCAUGUGAGUUCCAUGUGAGCUGCCUGGAGGUCACUGCCUGCUGCUGUCGGAGCUGCUGGGCUGUGUCGGCAGAGGGCCUGUGGGGUGUGGUGGCCUCAUGCCUCAGGGCCACCUGGCCCAUGGGCUUGUUCAGACCCCAUGGCCCUGGGCCACCAGGCUGGCUCUUCCUUCCACACCAGCUUCGGAGCAUGCCACAGUGAAGAAAAAGCAAAAACAAACAAACAAACAAAAAAACCUGCGAACAUUUCCCAGGAAGAGGCAGCUUAUCUGUUUACCCCAAGACUGACUGAAUAAGCUUUUUCCCCUCUAAAUUCCCCCAUAAAGUCCUUGCAAAUUUGGUG